AUUGACGAUGCCCCGCCGCACAAGCACGACAACCAACUCACAGUCACCGCGUAACGAGCAACGAGUCGCUAAUCUUGAAUCAUUCUGUAUCGGUGCCGCCUUUCGGAGACCCACCUCACCCCUCGAGUCCCUGCCCACACUCACAAUCGGUAAGGUCAUUGUGAUCAUCUACAGCUUCUUGCAGUUCACGAAGCUGGAUCAAGAUGUCGUCAUCACUCGCUCGUGCGCUACCCGCAGCCGUCAAGGAGAUCAGGCUCCACCUGUGUCAAACUGGACCAGCCUCCGCCGGCGUGAGGGAAUUCUUGAGCAGCGCGUAUCCUGCCGUCAAGCAGGCCAACCCAGACUUGCCCUUCUUGAUCCGUGAAGCAUCCGGUACACCAGCACGUAUCUUUGCUCGAUUUGAACGCGGUCAGGAGAGGCACAUUGAGCUGGAUGGAUUGAGCAAGGCCGACGUGGAGAAGCGAUUCUCGCAGCUUGUAGGAUGAACCCAUCGUCUUCCGCACCGCUAGUCAAUUAGAGUCACUUGUCUGUUCAUUGCAUCUGCUGGCUUCUCUCGACGAGUAGCAUCGCGGGCGCGCAGAGCACGCGAAGGGAAC
This is a messenger RNA of Ceraceosorus guamensis, 596 nucleotides long. Its product is annotated as putative nadh-ubiquinone oxidoreductase 10.5 kDa subunit. NCBI's taxonomy places the organism in Eukaryota, Fungi, Basidiomycota, Exobasidiomycetes, Ceraceosorales, Ceraceosoraceae. The transcript has 3 exons. The record is from RefSeq and is a predicted model, not a curated record. Bases 204 to 485 code for a protein of 93 amino acids.